AUGUAUGUAAACACCAACAAACUCGAACAGAUUGAGAAGCUAUGGGUGCAGGAGAUGGGAGAGCUAAGUCCUCUCGCGUCACAGCGCCUAGCUGAGGUUCUCUCCUCUCUACCCUGCCUUCAAACUCUCCGCCUGGAUAGUAACCAUAGCAACCUAGGGGAGGAGUACAGCUUUGCAUUAACCAUCUCAUCCCUCCUUGGAAAGGUGAGGAUCAGUACUUUCAUAUUGUUUGAGAUCAAGGUCACACUACAAGCAAUACGGACUAUCCUCUCCCUUGAAACCAUGCGCGAACUCAGGAUGAUGGGAGUCAUAGUCGGCAGCAAUGACGACGACGAUGACGACGACGAUAACGAUGACCACGAUGAUGAUAAUGGCGAUGAUGAUAAUAACGACGACGGUGAAAGUAUCGAUGUUGAUGAUGACGAUAAAGAUGACGAUGGAGACGGUGGUGGUGACGAGGGCAUGAGUGACGCUGGUGUCACUCAAGGCGAAGAAUGUUGCUCUACUAUGACGGCCUUGGAUUUGGAAGGAUCUCUAACAAGCAAGUUGGAGGUUCUAGCCUUAGAUGACGAGUCUAUACCCUCUGUGCUUGAGAGUGGUGUCCAUACCAUGUGUCCUCAUGUACAAAGACUUCAUUUAGAGUUCACCCAUGAGGAAAUCACUCAAGAGCAUGUCGAGAUCAUCAAGAAGUUCCCCAAGACAAAACACCUUUCGCUCAAGGCGUACAAAGAUCCACUCCUGCCCGCUGAGCCGCCUAUGCAAGUAUCUUUGGAUCAUCCUCUCUGGCUGUGUAGAGCGCUGGAAGAUUCCACCAACCUGCGCAGACUAUCAAUUAGCGAUAUCACUAUAGGAGAUGAGAAUGCGGGAUCGAUACUCCGCAGUGCGAGGCGUCAUGGUCAACUCGAACAUCUGACAAUGGUUCGCUGUGCAACAUCUACAACUCUCGAUGCAGUCGCGAGUGAGAUUUCAUCACAAACCGGCGUAGAGAUCACUCUGACACAUGGCAAGCCUCCGAGCUGGGACGAUGAUGUCACGGUGGAACUUGAAGAAGAUAUCUUGUGGGCUACCAAUGUCUUUGAGAGUGCAUUCACAGUGAUCAGCAAAAAUGACGUCUUAACAGAGAAUGGUUGGGCUAGAGAGGGUACGACCCCGCCCCUCUGUCCAUUGAAUCAUGGAGGGAGGGGAGGAGGGGGGGAGAGAAUGUGAAAAGAAGAGAG
Strongylocentrotus purpuratus (purple sea urchin) is the source of this 1217-nucleotide messenger RNA. RefSeq lists its product as uncharacterized. The record is from RefSeq and is a predicted model, not a curated record. The transcript is spliced from 7 exons. The coding region runs from base 1 to 1206 and encodes 401 amino acids. NCBI's taxonomy places the organism in Eukaryota, Metazoa, Echinodermata, Echinoidea, Camarodonta, Strongylocentrotidae.